AUGGAGAUGAGUCUUAUAGAAGGGAGCAGUAUGACGCCUGUAGUCUUCGAUAUUGGUCGAGAGAUGCAGAGCGCAGAGUUGACGGAUAUGAUCGCGGCCAUUUUGCUCGCCUUACAGUGCAAUCUAUCGUUCUAUGAGCUGAGAAAGAGCUUACUGGAGCCCACAAGAACUAUCUCCGACCCUUCACUCUACCCAGACAACGUCAUCAAACGUCUACGAGAUGCCCACCCUCCGCCUCUUCGCAAGGUAGAAUACAACGCAAUCCCAGCUUGUCCACUUGGUCUUAGCUCUCUAUUAUCUUGGAGCCAUUGCGCAGCGGCCUGGCUUCCUGGGGUAUCAACCGUUCCACUCCCCUACGACGUCUACACCGUAGACAUUAUGGAGGGAGUGUUCUACGCUCUUCGUGCUACCGACGAUCCUGUCUCAGCUCUCGAAACGCUUUCGAGCCGUAAGCCGGACAUUUCCGUCACUCCUGGCCAACCGCUGGCUUGGAACCUUUGGAGGCUGUACCACCGCAUCUUGCUUGGGAUUGCCCCGCCGGGGAUGUGCUUCGCCGCCACUCUUCCUGUUGAAGUGCUCAGUCUCAUCUUCGGCUUUCUGAAGGAUACCGACAAGGUCGCCUACGGACAACCGCGAUGGGAUAUGGCCGCUCACAUGCCAAUAUGGCUUGUAUGCAAACAUUGGAGGGAUGUUCUUAUCAAUACACCGUCCGUGUGGCCGGGCAUAGUCCAGGGCUAUAGCGAUGUAUGGACUAGACGCGCGCUCAAGUUCUCGCAGGGUGCCGCUCUCGACAUCGAUAUCGGACCGACUCAGUUCGAGAGAGCAACCGGCCUCUUCCGAGAGACGACAUAUCUUCUCUUUGAAGAUACAGGCCGCGUCCGCUCCCUCAAACUAUGGCCGCAGUCUUGGGUCCAAAUGUCGCUCACUUCCUCGUGGCUGGAAACCGCCCAUGUCCCACAACUUGUAUCCUUGACGAUCGCUCCAGCCGCUACAAUGCUACAUGGCUAUGGAGUUUCAAGCAACAUCUUCGGAGGAGUUCCUCCGAUGUGUCUCAAAUCCGUCGCGAUUGCCGAUUGCAUCAUAAACUGCGCUACUUUCCCGCCUUUUCGGUCCUCUCUUAUCCAUCUAUCCCUCGUGCGCUGCAACGUUUGGCCCUCACUGGGCCAUCUGUUGGAUACACUCGCUGCUCUACCAUUGCUAGAGCGUCUGGAGUGGAACAUGGCACGAGCGUCUUUGAUCAACCUUCCAUCGACGAUACGCCUAGAUCGCGCUCGGUUUGAGUUCGCGGAGGCGCGUGCCAGCUCGGUGGCCCUUGAAUUUCUCCAGUCUCUGAAGUUGCACUGUCCAACCGCAUGUGCUUCUGCUAUAAUGCGCUCACUCUCUAUACUCGCGCCCUGCGAAGUUCGUCUCAUGGACGACUACUCGUUAUCCGGAGAGGAGGGACACGAUAUGACCACGAUUGGAGAUGUCUUGCGAGAUCUUGAGUCCUCCUUAGGUGUGCAUGUAUCACGACCGUGCACUCUGGUCGACGGCUACGAGUCGUACGAGUUACGCAUCAACGGGAGUCCGCGUGGUCUCCAUGAGCACAACGCCCUUACACUCGAGGUCGUGACAGAGGUUCACGCGCAUGCACAGCCCGCGCUUGCUCUCGAUCUCAAUCGCAAGUCUGUCAACAUUCCUCGGUGUACCAUCACCCUUUCAGUCUUCGAUGCUGUCGACUUUCUCACAGACGAAGAUGAACAGGAGCGCCGGGAAAUUGUACACCGCGGGGUCAUGCAGCAUGUCAUACAAAGUGUCUUCGCCUGGCCAUCGUUGAAGACUACGUGCACUCGCAUGGUCGUCAAUCAUUCGCAUUUUGCUGAUGGGUCAAUGUGGCUCGCAGCGUUGAGGCCUCUUCUUCGUCUAUCGCAAAUUUGCAUAGAGAGCCGAGGCGAUGCCGAGGCGUCGGCCGCGUCAGCCGCAGUUGAUGGACUGGCAUCUGUCCUGUCCGACCAGCCACCCUAUCUGGCGUACCUCAACCAGCUCACACUGGGUCCGCACCUGCGCCUUCCCGUGGAACGGGGCCUCAUACUCGCACACUCCCUGCAGAAGCGCUAUCAAGGAGGGGGUACGCCAGUGAAGCUCGUUCUGGAAGAUUGUAUCUGCUGGUGA
Peniophora sp. CBMAI 1063 is the source of this 2151-nucleotide messenger RNA. The record is from the annotation of a GenBank genome assembly. NCBI's taxonomy places the organism in Eukaryota, Fungi, Basidiomycota, Agaricomycetes, Russulales, Peniophoraceae.